AUGGGGGCCCAUGGCGGGUGGUGCCCCCUCAUCUCGCCGCCAGAGUCUCCCCGGGUGCGGCCGUUGCACAUCCUCCCCACUCUCUAUGUGUGGGUUGUGUGGUGGCGGCGGAGACGCUGUCAGACGCGCAGAUACUGGGAGCGCCUGAGCACUUUGCAUCUCGAGGAUGCCACCUGUCUGGACUGCUUUUGCCUGAACCGUGCCACCAUCCAGGAGCUGUGUGAGCAGCUCGAGGCGAGCCUCUGCAGCCAGGUGACUGGCCCCCGCCCCAUCCCCAUCCUGCAGCAAGUCCUCAUCCCCCUGUGCUUCCUGGCGACUGGCUCCUUCCAGGGUGUGGUGGCUGAGGUCCUGGAGGUCUCCCAGUUAUCGGCCAGCCACUGCCUCUACUCCAUCCUAGACACCAUGCUUCAGCGCCUCCAGCAGCAUAUGCAGUUCCCAACAGACGAGGAGGAGCUGUGGACUGCCAGAGCAGGCUUCGCGGCGGUUGCGGGGUUCCCCAAUGUCAUGGGGGCUAUGGACUGCAUGCAUUUCGCCCUGGUGGCCCCACGGGAGGAUCCCAUGGUGUACCAGAACAGGCACCACUUCUACAGUCUCAACGUGCAGGCAUCCUCCGACCACCAGGGACUUUUCACAGAUCUGGUGGCGAAGUUCCCUGGGAGUGUACAUGACGCCCAGAUCUUCAUGUCCUUGGGCCUCAAUUGCCUCCUGGCAGCCUGGCCGGAUGGGCAAGGGUGGUUGCUAGGUAAGGCCACCAGGUGGUGGCGUGGAGCGCCCCUCCCAUCCCCUGUUCUCACCUUCCUGUCCUCUACAGGUGACGGAGGGUACCUGUUGCUGCCCUACCAGGAGGACGCGCCCGAGGACCGGGUAGCAUACAACCAGGCGCACAGGGCCACUCGCAUGGUCAUCAAGCGUGCCUUCAGGCAGCUGAAGAUGAGGUUCUGCUGCCUGCACCACACAGAUGGCUGA
Messenger RNA from Heteronotia binoei (common prickly gecko), 966 nucleotides. Its product is annotated as putative nuclease HARBI1. The transcript has a single exon. The coding region runs from base 1 to 966 and encodes 321 amino acids. The record is from RefSeq and is a predicted model, not a curated record. NCBI's taxonomy places the organism in Eukaryota, Metazoa, Chordata, Lepidosauria, Squamata, Gekkonidae.